AUGCACCUCCAAUCCAGCAUUUCUUUCCCCUUCCGUUGUCAACCCAUUUUCCUCUCCACAAUAUCACCACACCACGAUGGCGCUUAUUGUUGACAAGCACAGGCCGAGGUCUCUCGAUGCCCUCACCUAUCAUACCGAAUUGUCGGAGAGGUUACGGUCACUUGCGCAAAGCGGUGACUUUCCCCACCUCCUCGUCUACGGUCCUUCCGGCGCAGGAAAGAAGACGCGAAUUGUUGCUACCCUCAAGGAGUUGUACGGCCCAGGUGUAGAGAAGAUCAAGAUCGACGCCCGUGUUUUCCAAACCAGCAGCAACCGCAAGCUCGAGUUCAACAUUGUCGCAUCAGUGUACCACCUCGAAAUCACCCCGUCCGAUGUCGGAAACUACGACCGAGUAGUGGUCCAGGACCUCCUCAAGGAGGUGGCGCAAACACAACAAGUAGAUCUGUCGGCGAAGCAGAGGUUCAAGGUGGUGGUCAUCAACGAGGCCGACCACCUCACCAGAGACGCCCAGGCCGCCCUCCGUCGGACCAUGGAGAAAUACUCGCCCAACCUGCGCCUCAUCCUCCUCGCCAAUUCGACAGCCAACAUUAUCGCACCCAUCCGAUCGCGAUGCCUGCUGGUGCGGGUAGCGGCUCCGACACACAAAGAGAUCUGUGACGUCCUUGCUUCAUCGGCGAAGAAGGAGGGUUGGCCGAUUGUCAAGGGUCUACACCAGAGGAUCGCUGAGGAAAGCGGAAGGAAUCUUCGCAGAGCGCUGUUGAUGUACGAGGCGGUAUAUGCGCAAAAUGAGAAAGUCACAGAUAGUACGCCCAUACCACCCCCGGACUGGGAGGCUCUCAUCGGGCAAAUCGCCAAGGAGAUUAUGGAGGAGCAUACGCCAGCACGCAUCCUCCAAGUCCGAGCGAAGCUUUACGACCUUUUGACGCACUGUAUCCCCGCGACGAUCAUCCUGAAGACGCUCACAUUCAAACUGAUCCCCCUGAUCGACGACGCACUGAAAGCGGAUGUAAUCUACUGGUCGGCCUUCUAUGAACAUCGCAUCAGGACGGGUACCAAGGUGAUUUUCCAUCUGGAGGCGUUUGUGGCCAAGUUUAUGAGGAUAUUCGAGAUGUAUCUGAUGAGCAUGGACUUGUGAUUUGGGGUCUCUGUUUCCGUUUCAAAAUGGGCAUUUUGGCGUUUGGGGAAGGCAGGGGGGGGGCAUUGGCGUCGUGUAACCAGCUCGAAUUAGUGGGAUUUAUUUGGCGAAUUAUGACGGUUCUUGCACACCCACAAGUGUCAGGCAAUAACAGGGACUUUACUCUGGUCAAGUGUAGUGUAUUGAAGUGUACAUUGUAAGCUCAAG
Molecule: messenger RNA, 1342 nt
Organism: Neurospora crassa OR74A
Lineage: Eukaryota; Fungi; Ascomycota; Sordariomycetes; Sordariales; Sordariaceae
Product: activator 1 38 kDa subunit
Exons: 3
Coding region: 77-1135 (352 amino acids)
Biological process (GO): DNA repair; DNA-templated DNA replication
Cellular component (GO): nucleus; Elg1 RFC-like complex; Ctf18 RFC-like complex
Molecular function (GO): DNA clamp loader activity; DNA binding; ATP hydrolysis activity
Source: RefSeq, a predicted model, not a curated record